Odocoileus virginianus texanus is the source of this 261-nucleotide messenger RNA. Lineage: Eukaryota; Metazoa; Chordata; Mammalia; Artiodactyla; Cervidae. The record is from RefSeq and is a predicted model, not a curated record.
GUCACCCUGUGCGUCAACGUCUCGCGCCAGCAGCCCGGCCCGGGCGCGCCCGGCAUCGCCGAGCUGCGCGUGCCCGUGUUCGACGACCCGGCGGAGGACCUGCUAGCGCACCUGGAGCCCACCUGCGCCGCCAUGGAAGCCGCGGUGCGCGCCGGCGGCGCCUGCCUCGUCUACUGCAAGAACGGCCGCAGCCGCUCGGCCGCCGUCUGCACCGCCUACCUGAUGCGUCACCGCGGCCUCAGCCUGGAGCGGGCCUUCCGG